Messenger RNA from Spea bombifrons (plains spadefoot toad), 1586 nucleotides. RefSeq names its product asparaginase and isoaspartyl peptidase 1 (gene ASRGL1). NCBI's taxonomy places the organism in Eukaryota, Metazoa, Chordata, Amphibia, Anura, Pelobatidae. The record is from RefSeq and is a predicted model, not a curated record. Gene Ontology annotation, molecular function: asparaginase activity. Bases 87 to 1007 code for a protein of 306 amino acids. The transcript has 7 exons.
GUUCCUCCGCAUGUCAUUCGACGCUGGCGGCUGUGUGAGAAGCUAUUACUGACGCAGACGCGCUAAGAGUAUCCGUUCUCAAGAGCAUGAAGCCUGUUAUUGUUGUCCAUGGAGGUGCUGGCACUAUCGUCAAGGAAUAUGAAGAAGGAUAUCGUACUGGAGUGAAAAGAGCAGCAUUAAAAGGCUAUGAUUGCUUGAGGCAAAAAGGCGCGGCCUUGACUGCAGUGGAGGAAGCUGUGGUUGUGCUGGAAAAUGAUCCACACUUUAAUGCAGGUUAUGGGUCUGUCCUGAAUGAAGAGGGAGAUGUUGAGAUGGAUGCAAUAAUCAUGGAUGGGAGAAAUUUAAUGUCAGGUGCUGUGUCUGCUGUCAGAUGCAUAGCUAACCCAAUAACACUUGCCCGUCUGGUUAUGGAAAAGACAGACCACAUGCUGUUGACAUGUAAAGGGGCCUCCCUAUUUGCAAAGGCACAAGGUAUUCCUGAAAUCCCCAAUGAAAAAUUAAUUACUGAGCGCUCCAGGGAGAGAUGGAAGACAAAUCUUCAUCCUGGCUCCAAUCCGGUGGUGUCACAGAUUGGUCUGGGAACAGUAGGAGCUGUGGCCAUUGACAGUGAAGGAAAUGUGGCAUGUGCUACAUCUACUGGUGGACUAACGAAUAAAAUGAUUGGGCGUGUUGGUGAUACAGCAUGUAUAGGCAGCGGGGGAUAUGCUGAUAAUGCCUUUGGGGCAGUAUCUACUACUGGACAUGGGGAAAGCAUUAUGAAGGUGACUCUUGCAAGGUUGAUAAUAAAUCAUAUGGAACAAGGAAUGUCCCCCGAAGAAGCUGCAGAGGCAGGACUAAAGUACAUGAAGACGAGAGUGAAUGGCCUUGGAGGAGUCAUUGUUGUCAAUAGUUCAGGAGACUGGACAGCCAAGUUCUCCACUAAACAGAUGACAUGGGCUGCAGUUCAAGAUGAUCAGCUACAGGUCGGAGUGUACCAUGGAGAGAAGGACACUAUGCCUGUCGGUUAAAGCAGCCUGGUGUUGAUGUUCAUUAUUAAUUAUAUAAGUGGUCCAACAAUGACAGUACAUUAAAUUACAUAAAAUUAAUAAAUGGUUAAAUUCUUUGUCUUAACAGGGGCAUUGAUCUUAUUUCCGAAACAAAGAAGGUAAAUUGUUGGUGAUUUUUUUUAUGUGAUUAAGAUGUCCUAGAAAUGUGACAGUAACCAAGCCUAUAAAGCUACAUGAUUAAAAUUAGGUGUUUUAUAUAAUCAUGGGAUUCGGGGAAUGACUUUUACAUAUUGGUGUGUGCUGUGAACCAUAAACAUCACAGCGACAUUGUUGAUUAUCGUAGAAUAUAAAACAAGGCAGCAGUAAAUCUAAUACAUAUUUUUAUUAACAUUAAAAUAACCAGCAAGCUGUUGGUAUUGUACUGGCGUAUUAAAAUAAGAAAUAUAUUUCAAUUAGAAACCCAUCAUAUGCGCAUAUUAUGGGAGCAGUCAUUUUUGCUGUAUGACUUUUGAAGCAUUAAUAAUUUUUCCGUUAAACAUCUGUAUCAAGUUUGCACUGAUAACAUGUUAUUUAUAGAUUCACAGUGAAAAAUUAAAUCAU